Messenger RNA from Indicator indicator, 2049 nucleotides. It is a transcript of the gene FOXO3, whose product is annotated as forkhead box O3. Gene Ontology annotation, molecular function: DNA-binding transcription factor activity, RNA polymerase II-specific; RNA polymerase II cis-regulatory region sequence-specific DNA binding. Bases 1 to 1977 code for a protein of 658 amino acids. The record is from RefSeq and is a predicted model, not a curated record. The transcript has 3 exons. NCBI's taxonomy places the organism in Eukaryota, Metazoa, Chordata, Aves, Piciformes, Indicatoridae. Gene Ontology annotation, biological process: regulation of transcription by RNA polymerase II. Gene Ontology annotation, cellular component: mitochondrial matrix; nucleus.
AUGGCAGAGGCGUCGCCCCCCGCUCCGCUCUCGCCCCUGGACGUGGAGCUGGACCCCGAGUUCGAGCCGCAGAGCCGCCCCCGCUCCUGCACCUGGCCCCUGCAGAGGCCCGAGCUGCAGGCCAGCCCCGCCAAGCCCGCCGGCGAGCCGCCCGCCGAUGCCGCCUCCAUGAUCCCCGAGGAGGAGGACGACGAGGAGGAGGGGGGGGGCUCGGCCAUGGCCGUCGGCAGCGCGGCUCCCGCGAGCGGUGAAGCAACGGCAGCGGCGGCCACCUCCGUCCCGGAGGAGGCGGCGCGGCUGCUGGCCCCGCUGCCCGGAGGCGGCCCGGAGGGGCCGAGCCUCUCGCCCGGGGGAGCGGCGGCGGGCGGCGGGGGGCUGAGUGGGGGCCCGGCGGCGACGCCGAGGAAGUGCUCGUCGCGGCGCAACGCGUGGGGCAACCUCUCCUACGCCGACCUCAUCACCCGCGCUAUCGAGAGCUCCCCGGAGAAGCGCCUCACCCUGUCCCAAAUUUACGACUGGAUGGUCCGCUGCGUGCCCUACUUCAAGGACAAGGGCGACAGCAACAGCUCGGCCGGCUGGAAGAAUUCCAUCCGGCACAACUUGUCCCUCCACAGUCGAUUCGUCAGGGUGCAGAACGAAGGCACUGGGAAAAGCUCUUGGUGGAUGAUCAAUCCAGACGGUGGGAAAGGCGGCAAGGCGCCGCGGAGGCGCGCGGUGUCCAUGGACAACAGCAACAAGUACACCAAGAGCAGAGGGCGGGCGGCUAAGAAAAAGGCAGCCCUGCAGACUGCCCAGGAGGCCAGUGAGGACAGCCCCUCCCAGCUCUCCAAGUGGCCAGGGAGUCCUACCUCCCGCAGCAGCGACGAGCUGGAUGCAUGGACAGACUUCCGCUCCCGGACGAAUUCCAACGCCAGCACCAUCAGCGGCCGCCUGUCUCCCAUUCUGGCCAGCACUGAGCUAGAUGACGUUCAAGAUGAUGAUGCUCCUCUCUCUCCCAUGCUCUACAGUAGUCCAUCGAGUUUGUCCCCCUCGGUAAACAAACCAUGCACUGUGGAGUUGCCCAGGUUGACUGAUAUGGCCGGGACAAUGAAUCUGAAUGAUGGACUGACAGAUAACCUCAUGGAUGAUCUCUUGGACAACAUAACACUCCCUCCCUCCCAGCAGUCGCCCACAGGAGGGAUGAUGCAGAGAAGCUCCAGCUUUCCUUACGGCUCCAAAGGGUCAGGGCUGGGCUCCCCGUCGAGUAGCUUCAACAACGCUGUGUUCGGGCCCUCGUCGCUGAAUUCCCUCCGGCAGUCACCCAUGCAGACCAUCCAGGAGAACAAGCAGGCCACCUUCUCUUCCAUCUCUCAUUACAACAACCAGACGCUGCAGGAUCUCCUGGCCUCUGAUGCACUCAGCCACAGCGAUGUCAUGAUGACACAGUCUGACCCACUCAUGUCACAGGCCAGCACGGCUGUGUCCGCUCAGAAUUCCCGCAGGAAUAUAAUGCUCCGCAGUGACCCCAUGAUGUCCUUCGCCGCCCAGUCCAGCCAGGGGGGUCUGAUCAGUCAGAGCCUGCCCCAUCACCAGCACCAGUCCCACAACUCCUCUCUUAGUGGCAGCCGUGCCUUGUCCAGUUCCAUCAGUAACAUAGGCUUGAGUGAGUCCAGCAGCUUGGGAUCCAGCAAACAUCAGCAGUCAGCUGUCAGUCAGUCUAUGCAAACGCUCUCUGACCCGCUCUCAGGCUCCUCUUUGUACUCCUCUAGUGUCUCGGUCAUGGGACACGAGAAAUUCCCAAGUGACUUGGACCUGGAUAUUUUCAAUGGGAGCCUGGAGUGUGACAUGGAGUCCAUUAUCCGCAGUGAACUCAUGGAUGCAGAUGGGCUGGAUUUUAACUUUGAUUCCCUCAUCUCAGCUCAGAACGUUGUCAGUCUGAAUGUGGGGAACUUCACUGGUGCUAAACAGGCUUCAUCACAGAGUUGGGUACCAGGCUGAAGGACCUUUGAGAACAGGGGAAAAUGGGCAAACAGGCCCUCAAACUGACACAAGAUGUAGAGAGGAGAGAAC